Molecule: messenger RNA, 2544 nt
Organism: Trametes versicolor FP-101664 SS1
Lineage: Eukaryota; Fungi; Basidiomycota; Agaricomycetes; Polyporales; Polyporaceae
Exons: 5
Coding region: 34-2157 (707 amino acids)
Source: RefSeq, a predicted model, not a curated record
CCAUCCUCAUCAGUGCUUCUUGCUUGCUGAACUAUGCCAGGGUAUCUCACAGGAUACAGUCUGGCAUGCGUCUACGACUGUCCGCUGGCUCUCAACGAUCACCACUCUGGAGUACGGGGACUGGAGCCUAGAGACGCAUAUGCACGCAUCGAGCGGAAUGUUCAGGCCUCUCUGGAUUGUAUCGUCGGGACUAUGCCGGUGCAGCUAUUUAUCGACAACUUCCUGCCCGAUGUUCCCCCGGACAGGAAGCAGGAGAUUCUCUCCAGCAGGGAUGCCUUCAGCGCGGUGCCAUCGAGCGGCUCUACCCCUUCAGCUAUAUACGAACCCCUGUCCACGAAUAACAAGAGUCGUUCCCCCGGACUCGUCUUCGAGAACACGUCCAUUCGUUCGGAGCAGCCACACGAACCAGGUUUAAUGAAACCUCACAUUUGCUGUUUUCGGUCGGAAAACCUAGAACGUGUACGCCACUUGCCGCCUUAUUCGCGCGCUGAUCUUGGCUAUGCGGAGCUAUUCAUCGAAGUCAGGCCGGACAUUGCUUUCGAAUACUUUAUCGACCCUCUCACUUCAAGCCAACCAAAGGAGUGGAAGAAGCACGACGUCGUCGUCGAGAUCAAGGACGACCGGAUGCGGGAUCGUAUCGAGAGGGCUCUCGGGCAACACAUCGCGUACGCUACGGAAAUCCAAGCACGCCAACAGCGACUCUGCCUCUUCUCCGUCUCCUUCUGUGGCUCCCGCGCCCGCCUCUUCCGCUGGGACCGUUCCGGGAUCAUCGUCAGCCGCUCUUUCGAUGUGCGCGAACAGCCGGAACUACUUUGCGAAUUUCUAGCUCGGUAUGCUUGCGCCUCCCACAUGGACCGCGGACACGACCAAACGGUGGAGAUGGCGACUCUGGCGGAGGAAGCGGUAUUCCGAGACGUCGUCUCGCGCCAUAUCGAGGAUCAGUUGGGUCUUACAGGCGACGACCUCGCCGAAGCCGUUUCAGAGCACUACCAGGAGGGCCAUGUGAUGGCCGUUCACGUCUUCGUGAACACUGGCACAGAUGUCGUUGUCGACCGCUACCUCGUCUCCAGGCCGGUCACAUCUCCAAUGAUGCUGGGCGGACGUGCCACUCGCGGCUAUUGGGCCGCUCAAGCGAGUACUAGGCGACUGGUUUUCCUCAAGGACACUUGGCGUCUUCCUGGAGAACUCGAGGGCGACGUUAUCGCCGGACUACAUACGGCGGGUGUGCGCAACGUCCCACUCCUCGUGGCUCACGGCGAUGUCUAUCACAGGCUUCCAACGCCCGGCGAAGUGCGCUCGCGCGAGCUCAUCCACUAUUCCUGGACUGAUGUGUACGACACGACAUCUUGGGCGUCCCUAGUUGCCCGGAGGAGGAUCUCAGUGAAUACUAAUGUACACUACCGGCUGGUUCUCGGAACCGUAGGCUACGCAUUGAAGAGCUUCAAGGGCACCGACGAGCUUCUGCACGCGACAUAUGAUGCAUUUCAGGCCAUGAGGGACGCCCUUCAAAAGGACUCGCGGUUGCACAGAGACAUAUCCGUCGGGAACAUCCUCCUCGUGAAAGAACGCGGCAGCGAAAUGCGCAGAGGCUAUCUGAUCGACUGGGAAGCAUCCUCCCGUGUUGACAGUGAUGGCCGCUCCCUUUGCGCGUACAGAAUGGGCACCUGGCGGUUCAUGUCGGGCAAAAUGCUGACCGAGCCCGAAAAAGGGCACUUCUGCCAGGACGACAUGGAGGCCCUCCUAUACGUCGUCUUCCACUGCAGCCUCCUCCACCUCCGCCACAACCUCCGCCCCGACCAGCUGCGCCCGCUCAUGCACGAGUUCUUCGACCGCACCUUCUCCAUGGGCCGCCAGCUCUACGGCGGGGCGGCGAAACGGGUGAACAGCGCUACCCGCCUGUUCAGCGGCCGCGUCAAGUGGGCCGACCCCGAUAUCCAGACAUGGCUGGAUGCGGUCAUGGACCUGCAGGGUCCUACCAGCAAUCCCCGCGAACUUGCGCACUUGUGGGCUGACCCCGAGCACUUGGAGACGUUUUGGCGGACCUUCCUCGCUCAGCGUACUCUGGCGCGCGACGACCGGGUUGAGAACAAGCUCUCCCCACCCGAUCCACCGCUCAACUAUGCUUCCGGCUCGGACGUCUCUUUCGUGGGCUCUUAGGGUCGUUCGCUGUGGACUAGCUGGGGAACACUGUGGGCGAGCUGAGAGAGGCGUCUCACGUUGCGCAACGUUUGCUGUUGCGCUCUUGGGCUAGUCCUGCUCCCCUAGGCCGAAGUGCGGCAAGAGCAUCGAUGCUACCGUAGCAACAGCCCUUGGUCAGACUACCACGCCAGGGACGGGCCAUCAGUACAAGGCGGUAAGGAUACUUUCGAUUACGUCCUACAAGACGACUGCUUGAGUUGAGCAGGCACAACGAGCAGAGGGUGCGGCUUCCACUCGGACGGGGGCAUGUUGCUCUAGAUGUUGAACGGCGCUGGAGUCAUGUUCCUGGAUUGUAUGAAUGCGAUGUAUUGUGGUUCUGGUAUUGUAUUCUAAAUUGUUUAUUCG